GAGCGCGCCCCGGCUCUCGUAUAAAACAACUUCCCCUUCGCCACCUCCCACCGUUGGAUGACUCUCGAUGCCCUCCGACUCGCUCAAGUCAGACACCGCCAUCCACUACCCAUUCCUGUCGUUCCAGGACAACACGAACCAGCCGAGCUACGAUAUCACGUACGAUCUCCCCUCGACAAAGUGUCUGGGCACCUUCCGGACCAUGGCGACGGCCUCCCACUCCCCGACCGAGAACCGGCCGCUCAACCCCAACGUCGUAUUCCCACAGGCAUCGCUCACGUCCCGCGCCUGCUCCGACUCCUCCCGCGAAGGGAGCGGCUCGCCCCGGGUGUUUGCGCGGCUCAAUUUCAACUUCGUUCGGGUGCUGCGCGCCGUGGCCAUCGCCUUCGCCAUCGGCCUCGUCGCCGUCGAGUGCACGAAGCAUAACCCCUUCUACAGUGUCUCAGCUCUCUUCAUCUUCUUCUCCGUCGCGCAGCUCGUCUGGCUCGUCCUCGCCCUGUUGACCCAGGGCAACCGCCGUCGCCGCGGCCAUGGCACGUGUUUCGCCGUCGACCUCGGGUGUGUCGAGUGCAUCUUCAGGCGGCGGGGCCGCGACGACGAUGACGAUGGCCACGAGCGCGGCGGCGUGCUGAGCUGGUUGGUGGACGACGGCGGGAAGCAGAGGAAGAUCAAGGGUCUGGUCUAUACGGCCGUCGACACCAUUUUCGCCAUCGUCACCUUCGCCCUUGGCGUGGUUGCUACGACUGAUCCGAGGUGCUGGGAAUCGGACUCCCACGUUCCCAUUGCCGUCCUUGGUAUUUUUAUUGGCGUCUUCGAAGGUGCCAUCGCGAUUGCUCAGCAAUUCGCCAUUCUGAAGAGCGCCAAGAUCCAGAUCAUGUGGGACGAGGAUGAGGAGACGGACCUUGGCUCGCACAAGUACCGCAUCCGGCUGCCUCAGAGCCCUGAGCAGAGGCAUGUCGCCAUGUCUGUCACGGCGUAGUAAGGAAAUGCAGUACGCAAGUUCAGAUAUGAUCCAGGUGCUGGCCCACCCGCUAUGACAAGGUAUGAGACGACCAUGAAGGUCACUGAGCUAGACGGGCGCAUCUUUGUGGGAACGGAGGAAAUGGGGAGCAUGAAUGCCAUGACGCAAGAGAAGAACGAGUGCUCUAUCCGGAGUUUGUACCCGGAGAUUCGAUUGCUUGAAAUUGGCAUUGCGCAGGGCGCAGUACCAUGCAUGCCCAUCCAUCUAGAUGUUCUUUAAGUCUAUAGAGCGGGGGCCCCGGCCACACCGUCCCAGUCUACCCAUCGUGUAACAUGCGUA
Messenger RNA from Colletotrichum destructivum, 1300 nucleotides. RefSeq lists its product as uncharacterized. The transcript is spliced from 2 exons. The coding region runs from base 68 to 979 and encodes 303 amino acids. The record is from RefSeq and is a predicted model, not a curated record. Lineage: Eukaryota; Fungi; Ascomycota; Sordariomycetes; Glomerellales; Glomerellaceae.